Molecule: messenger RNA, 2154 nt
Organism: Lichtheimia ornata
Lineage: Eukaryota; Fungi; Mucoromycota; Mucoromycetes; Mucorales; Lichtheimiaceae
Exons: 14
Coding region: 1-2154 (717 amino acids)
Biological process (GO): cell motility; phosphatidic acid biosynthetic process; intracellular signal transduction
Molecular function (GO): D-type glycerophospholipase activity
Source: RefSeq, a predicted model, not a curated record
AUGUCUUUUUUCGUCAACCUUGUCCAAGACCUCUUUGAUGGCAACGACGAAGAAGAGCAACGCGAAGAAGAGCUUAGCCAAACUUAUCAUCGUCAUGGAUCUUUUGCUCCUGUGCGUCAUGAUGCCAAAGUAAAGUUCUUUAUUGAUGGCCAUGAUUAUUUCUGGGCUGUCUCCGAAGCUCUUGCAAAUGCUCGCCAUGUCAUUUUCAUCGAGGAUUGGUGGUUGUAUCUCCGCAGACCUCCUGCCAAGUACCCUGAGUAUCGUAUCGACGAGUUGCUCAAGCGUAAGGCCGAGGAAGGUGUCAAGAUCUUUGUAGUCGUGUACAAGGAAGUGUCACUUGCUCUUACCAUCAACAGUGAGCACACCAAGAACGUCUUGGAAGGCCUCCAUGAAAACAUUGUUGUGCAACGAUCACCUGAUUUCAGCUUGAAGGGAAGAAACGCUUUUUGGUCUCACCACGACAAGUACAUUGUGGUUGAUAACCAAAUUGCAUUCUUGGGUGGUCUUGAUCUUUGCUAUGGUCGCUGGGAUACCCAUAGCCAUCGUUUGGCUGACUUUAAUGAUGGCACUGGCAUGGAGAUUUUCCCAGGCCAAGACUACAAUGAUGCACGUGUUCGUGAUUUCGAGGAUGUGGAAAACUGGGAUAGACGCUUGAUUGACAAGACCACUACCCCAAGAAUGCCAUGGCACGAUAUUUCGCUUUGUAUGUUGGGUGGUCCGGUUCUCGAUGUGAGCCGACACUUUUGUGAGCGCUGGAACUACAUCAAGCAUGAAAAGAACAUGGAUGAUGAGCGUGUGCUCUUUUUGAAGCCUGCACUUGGUGGCUUCGGUCAUCAUCAACGUUUCUCUAUUCCUGGUGAAGAUGAUGAUCAUCCUGCCCAUAGAGCUCACCGCUUCAUGCAUGGUACACGUGACAUCCAAGGCACUUGCCGCACCCAAGUGCUUCGUAGCGUUGGUGAAUGGAGCUUGGGUGUUGAUGAAACCGAGCAUUCGAUCCAAAAUGCCUACGUCUCCUCUAUUCUCAGCGCUGAGCACUUUGUUUAUAUUGAAAACCAAUUCUUUAUCACUGCUACCGAAGAGGAUGAAGACUAUGUGCUCAAGAACCAAAUUGGCAAUGCCAUUGUCAAGCGUAUUAUCCGUGCCCAUGAGGAACGUGAGCCUUUCCGCGUGAUCGUGUUGAUGCCCCUGAUGCCUGCUUUCCCUGCAGACUUGAGCACAGACGCUGCUGCUACCGCAAGAAUGGUCAUGAGCUAUCAAUACAUGUCCAUUUGCCGAGGUGGCAAGAGUAUCAUGGAAAGAUUGCAAGAAGCCGAUAUUGAUCCUGCCGACUACAUUGGCUUUUACAGCUUGAGAAGCCAUGAUGUGAUCCGCCGUAAGGUGGUUGAAGAAGCUUUGGCUCGUGUCGAUGGCUACACUAACGACGUUGAGGAUGAAGUCGAAUACACUCGUGUUGCUGAGGAAGGUGAUGAGCAAGGUGGUCUCAAGAACAAUGACUUUGUUUCUGAAGAGCUUUAUAUCCAUGCCAAGCUAAUGAUUGUGGAUGACCGCUUGGUGAUUAUGGGCUCAGCCAACCUUAACGAUCGUUCUCAAUGUGGUGAUCGUGACUCUGAGAUUGCUUUGAUUGUUGAAGAUCAAGACAUGAUUCCUUCGCAAAUGAAUGGCCGCUAUUAUGAAGCAAGUCGAUUUGCCGCCACACUCCGUCGACAGCUUUGGAAGGAGCAUCUUGGUCUUCUUGGAGAAGAGCGUGCUCUUGAUGACGUGAAGGAGGAUAUGAUGCCUCUUCCUGUGCCCCAAAUCGAUAACACUGAAUCUGAAGAAGAUCGUCUUGUCAUGGAUCCUUUGGGCGAGGAAACCCUUGGCUUGUGGAAUGAUGUUGCUCGUACCAACACUGAAAUCUUUAGAGCUGUCUUCCAGUGCGUUCCCGAUGAUACCGUUGUGAAUUGGGAUCAAUAUAAGCAAUUCUAUCCUGAUAGUAGCAAGAUCGAUAUUGGCCAUGUGGGUGACCCUGACAUGCCAGUUGAGAUCAUUCAAGAGCAAUUGGGCCGUGUACGUGGUCAUUUGGUGCAGUUCCCUACUGAAUUCCUCAAGGAUGAAGACUUACAAAAGGGAUCCAUCCCCUUCAUCAGCGACUUCACUGAUGAGCUCUACACUUAA